CAUCGAUCCCCGUCAGUAGUAUGGACGGUUGAGAUCCAUUAUCCGCUCGGUAUCCUUCCUUUCCUCAAAAACGUGGUGUUUACUAUUGCGGCUGCAGUAAUAUCUCCGCCGUCGGCGAUCUAAACGCAAUCGAGAGAGCGAGAUAGCACAAUGGGUUUGCAGGAAGAGUUUGAAGAAUAUGCUGAAAAGGCUAAAACGUUACCGGAUACGACUACUAAUGAGAACAAAUUGAUUUUAUAUGGACUGUUCAAGCAAGCAACUGUUGGACCAGUGAAUACUAGCCGACCUGGAAUAUUCAAUUUAAGGGACAGAGCUAAAUGGGACGCUUGGAAGGCUGUUGAAGGAAAGUCGAAGGAGGAGGCCAUGACCGACUACAUCGCCAAGGUUAAGCAAUUGCUCGAAGAGGCUUCCUCCGCGGCCUAAAGCCUAACCACUCGGGGUAUAGAUUUACCGAACCAAAACAACUUGCUCUAUGUAAUAAUGUUAUAUAAAAAAAAAACUACCUUCCAACAUCAGCCAUGAGCUUAGAAUGGUCUUCGUGGGUGUUGUAACUUGUUAUAGACUCUCUCUUUGGUUAGUUUUGGAGAAAACUCAUACACUCCCUUAUUUAUUA
Messenger RNA from Zingiber officinale, 613 nucleotides. Its product is annotated as acyl-CoA-binding protein. Bases 151 to 423 code for a protein of 90 amino acids. The transcript has 4 exons. Gene Ontology annotation, biological process: fatty acid metabolic process. The record is from RefSeq and is a predicted model, not a curated record. NCBI's taxonomy places the organism in Eukaryota, Viridiplantae, Streptophyta, Magnoliopsida, Zingiberales, Zingiberaceae. Gene Ontology annotation, molecular function: fatty-acyl-CoA binding.